CCUGUCCCUCAGAACCAAUAAUCGCCCGGAGUUUGGACUGAUUGUUCUCAAUCGAGACGAUCGAACCAUCCUUUUUUCACCUUCCUCAUCACAAUCAAAGUGGGAAUGGCCAUGCAGCCAGGAGGAUCAGCUCGCAAGAAAUCGCCUGAUAAUUUAGCUGAUUCCAGCAGGGCCUUGCUCGAAAAGCGCGCAUUGCUAAAAUUGGAUCUUUUAAUCAUCCCGAUGUCGAGCUUGUUUUACUUCUUGAGCUAUCUGGAUCGGUCUAACCUUGGUAACGUGCGGAUUGUAGGUACGGCCUGGCAUGCAGAUCUUUUUCUAUGAAGGGAGCGAUCUGUGAUUUUCGAUCUGACCAGGGCCAUCACGUCUCUUGAAAUACGCGCAACGCCAGGUCUUCAAAAAGACCUUCAUAUGAGUGACCAGGAUUUCUCCAUGGCGUUGACUGUGACUUUAAUACCCUAUAUACUGGUGGAACUUCCCUCGAGUUUAUUGAUGCGUAGGAUUGGUGCUGGAGUACAAAUACCAUCCAUCGUUAUCAUUUGGGGGUUGGUGACUCUCUUGCAAGGCUUGGUUCAUAGCUACCAUGUAUUACUUACAACUAGAUUCUUUUUGGGCUUGCUUGAGGGUGGACUCUAUCCGGCGCUUGUGCUUUAUUUAUCAAUGUUUUACAGUAGGACCGAGCUGCAACUUCGCAUUGCCUUCUUUUUCAGCACAGUUUGUUUAGCUGGAGUUACUUCUGGUUUAUUGACAUAUGCGAUCAUUAAACUCGACGGGUAUUGGGGACACUCAGGUUGGAGUUGGGUUUUUCUAAUCGAGGGUUCUAUCACAUCGGUUUUUGGUAUGAUAGGUCUCCUUUUACUACCAUCAGACAUCAAGACGGUUAAAUUUCUAACCGAAGAAGAGCAAAGCAUUGUCGUCUCAAGACUUCAAAGUAACGAUAUAUCCAAUCUCGCGUCGCCUACGUCCUUCACCAAAGAGUUUCCUGCCAAGUCGACUAGUCAACAGUUCUGGGAAGCUUUGAAAAGCCCACAUGUUGUCAUUCUGACCGCGGCCCAUUUCUUUUCAGCAUUCAACAUCUCCAGUCUGGCUUAUUUUUCCCCAACAAUUAUCAACUCGUUUGGUUACUCUCCCAGAGCCACUCAGCUUUAUUCAGUCCCCCCAUUAGCUUUAGCUUUUGUAGGCCUCUUGAGCGUCUCAUAUUUAUCAGAUCGCUAUCAAGCUCGAGGACUGGCAACUAUCUGUUGCGCAACACUUUCGCUUUUAGGCUUUGUGAUCUUUUACGCUUCAGAUAACUAUAAAGUGCGAUAUGGCUCCCUGUUUCUUUCUACACCCGGUACGUAUGGAGUGGUGCCAUCCCUUGCCGCAUGGGCAACAAACAACAGCGCACCACACAGUCGUAAAGCAACCACUAUUGCCCUGAAUGCUAUAUCAGCAGGUCUGGGUGGACUCCUGAGUAUUUGGAUUUUUGUUCUAGGUAAAAAACCAAGAUAUUACCUUCCAACAGGAUUGAGUAUAGCCUUCGGAGUUUUGCUCAUAGUAUGUUGUGUUCUGAACAUCCUUUGGCUCAAUCAUGCACAACAGCAUAAAUCCAAAAAAAGGAAUGAAAUACUUAGCAGGUUCACAAUUCAUCACUCAGAAGGCGGCACUAUUCAAGACGAGGGUUAUCAAAAUAGACAAGAGUUACUUUCAGCACAAGCUUGGGACCAUCUAGGAGACCAACAUCCAGACUUUGAGUAUGCAUGUUAAUAAUGUAUAUUGUUGUUGCUUUUGAAAUUUGGUUUUACUGCACCAAAGAAUUGGAUGUUAGAUUCGUGAUUAUUUCAUCCCCUCCACUCCCCAUUAGAAUUAUCACUAGAGAAACCAUCACCAGGAAAAUUGUCAGAGCAACUCCACUGCAGGGGACUCAGUCCCCAAAAUUUGACCUUGCUUGACUUCGGCACAUA
Puccinia graminis f. sp. tritici CRL 75-36-700-3 is the source of this 1940-nucleotide messenger RNA. RefSeq lists its product as hypothetical. Gene Ontology annotation, biological process: transmembrane transport. Gene Ontology annotation, cellular component: membrane. The transcript has 17 exons. NCBI's taxonomy places the organism in Eukaryota, Fungi, Basidiomycota, Pucciniomycetes, Pucciniales, Pucciniaceae. The record is from RefSeq and is a predicted model, not a curated record. The coding region runs from base 409 to 1743 and encodes 444 amino acids. Gene Ontology annotation, molecular function: transmembrane transporter activity.